CGUGGUGGUCAUCGGUGCGGGUGUAUACCGCGGUGCUAUGUGGCGGCGAUUCGUGCGUCUCAACUCGGAAAGAAGGUCGCCGUCGUUGAGAAGCAGCAGUCGCUCGGAGGUACCUGCCUGAUCUGGGGCUGUAUCCCAACCAAGGCGUUACUCGAGCACGCGCACGCCUUCCAGAUGUUUCAGCACGCGAGCGACUGGGGCGUUGCCUUGCCGUACGGCGCUCCGGCCCUUGACAUGCGGCUGGUACACGAGCGUAAAGACAAAAUUGUCACUAGCCUGACCAAGGGCAUCGACUUCCUCUUCAAGAAGCACAAAAUCGAUCGGAUCACGGGCACGGCGCGGCUCGUUGGCAACAGCCGGGUUGACGUAUUCGAAGGCGAGACGCAGGCGCUCGAAGCCAUGGACAUCAUCGUCGCCACGGGGUCGUCACCACGGGCACUGCCCGGUAUUGAGAUCGAUCACGCUCGGAUUGUGACGAGCGAUGAUGCGAUACACCUCGCAGAGGUUCCCAAGUCGCUGGUCGUCCUAGGAGCCGGAGCCGUUGGCGUUGAGUUCGCCUCCAUCUACCGUCGGUUCGGGAGCGAAGUGACGAUCGUGGAGUUGCUACCGCGCCUGGUGCCGGGGGAAGACGAUGCGGUGUCGGCCGAGCUCGAGAAAUCGUUCAAGAAACAGGGCAUUCGAUCGCUCACCGGCUCGAAAGUGGUUAGCGUCACGUCGGACGCCAAGGGUGUGAGGGUAAAGGUGAAAGGGCCCGAAGGCAAGAGCCAAAGCUUCGUGGUUGAUGUGCUUCUCGUAGCGACAGGCCGAAGUCCUGUCACGGCCGGCCUUGGGGCCGAGGCGCUGGGCGUCCAGAUGGACAACGGAUACAUCCGGGUCGAUGCGAUGUAUCGCACGUCGGUGCCGAACAUCUCGGCCAUCGGCGACGUGAUCGCGCUCGAAGAACGCGCGCACCCUCAACUGGCUCACGUGUCGUCUGCCGAAGGCGUGCUGGUGGCCGAGCGACUGGCUGGACAGGAGAUUCACCCGCUCAAUUACGACCAUGUGCCGAGUUGCACCUACUGUGACCCGGAGAUCGGGAGCGUGGGCCUGACUGAGGCGGAGGCCACGCGCCGUGGUUUCGAUGUGCGUGUCGGCGCGUUCCCGGUCGGCGUGCUUGGGCGUGCCAAGAUGGCGGGUGAGACGGCGGGCUUCGUGAAGAUCGUGGCCGAGAAGCGGUACGAUGAGGUGCUUGGCGUUCACAUGAUCGGCCCACGAUCCACGGAACUCGUCGGAGAAGCAGCGCUCGCGUUGCGGCUCGAAUGCACCGUCGAGGAGCUGAUGAAGACGAUCCACGCGCACCCGACCUUUUCGGAGGCCGUUGGCGAGGCCGCCCACGCGGUCCAUGGUGCCGCCAUUCACGUGUAG
Messenger RNA from Geodia barretti, 1404 nucleotides. The record is from the annotation of a GenBank genome assembly. Lineage: Eukaryota; Metazoa; Porifera; Demospongiae; Tetractinellida; Geodiidae.